Carassius auratus (goldfish) is the source of this 12775-nucleotide messenger RNA. Its product is annotated as IgGFc-binding protein-like. Gene Ontology annotation, biological process: cell-matrix adhesion. The transcript is spliced from 49 exons. Gene Ontology annotation, molecular function: protein binding. The record is from RefSeq and is a predicted model, not a curated record. Lineage: Eukaryota; Metazoa; Chordata; Actinopteri; Cypriniformes; Cyprinidae.
CAGCUCUGAACCAUGCUCUGGUUACAGUGUUCUUGUUGACGUAUGGAGAGACUUGCACAAUAACUAUCAAUAUUAUUACAAUGAUGACAGAUUUGUUGAAUGGAGUGGUUGGUAUCGGCUGUAUUUGAAUGGAGAAAGUGCUCUGCUGUCUGAGUGGUGCGUGAGUUUCACAGGAUGUGGUGGUCAAGUUGGACUUUAUCUCAAUGGCACUCAUCCAAAACCUGAGGAUGGGGUGGUGACCCGUGAAGUCUUGGGGUCAUCAACUUGGGCGGGGUGGUGGUGGCGGUGGAACAACCACCAGUGUGGCAGUUAUAAAUCCACCUCCAUUCAAGUCAAAGCCUGUCCAGGAGAUUACUACGUCUAUAAACUCGUCAAACCUGACAUGUCAAUCCCUUCUCCUACAUACUGUGCAGUUACUUUCAACAACAUCAAUAAUGAUCCUUGUUAUAACUAUGAAACUCUGGAUCGUCCCUGGAGAGCUUCAAAUGAAACUGGAUUUGUAAUUUGUGAUGAAAACUUCUCCUGGAACGGCUGGUAUCGACUUUUUUACAAUGGAACGAACAUCCGAAUGCAAGACAGCUGUGUUUCUGAUGGCAGCUGUAACACAUAUAGCGGUCUGUGGCUCAAUGGUCCUCAUCCUCAGAUAGAAGAUGGAGUGGUGACCAUAGAGGUGUGUGGAGGCAGCCAAUAUGGCUGCUGUGAUUUCAAAUCAACACCCAUCCGAGUCAAAGCCUGCCCAGGCGAUUACUAUGUUUAUGAACUUGUCAAGCCACAUUCAUUUUGGUGUUCAGGAUACUGCACAGACACCAGCACUAUAUCAACAACCUUUUCCUCUACAAGCCCAGCUACAUUUAUUGGGUCCAGCAUGACUGCUAUUAACACAGAUUUUGACCCAUGCAAUGACUACAACAUUCUUGACAACUCAUGGAGAAGCACACUCAAUUUCUGGUAUCAAUAUGGACAUGAUGACACGCGUGUUGAAUGGCAUGGCUGGUAUCGACUCUUUAUUAAUGGAUUGAGUGCUCAGAUGCCUGAGUGGUGUUUCAGUUAUAUAUCAUGUGGAGGUUUUAGUUCUCUGUGGCUUGAUGGCCCUCAUCCUCAGCCAGAAGAUGGAGUUGUUACUCGGGAAGUCUACGGUUCUUAUUACGACCAGUGCAGUUACUACAGAUCUGACUCAAUCCAAGUCAAAGCCUGUCCUGGAAAUUAUUAUGUCUACAAAAUUAAAAGGCCAAAGGUAUUGAUCCCAGCCCCUGUAUAUUGUGCAGUUACUUUCACCACCCCGAGUGCUGACCCUUGCUUCAACUAUAACAGUCUAGACGAUCCCCGGAGAGCCACCAUCAGCCCACAAUAUGAUAAAUAUUAUUACUAUCAAAUAUGUGAUUAUAAUUUCAACUGGAACGGCUGGUACAGGCUCUUCUACAAUGGUCAGAGUGUCCAGAUGCCAGAUUCAUGUGUUGGUUAUGGCAUGUGUGGCACUCCUUCCCCACUGUGGCUCAACGGCCCUCACCCACAGCUGGAAGAUGGAGUGGUCACACGGCAAGUGUGUGGUUCAACAUGGAAUGACUGCUGUGGUUACAAAUCUCAUCCAAUACAAGUCAAAGCUUGUCCAGGAGACUAUUAUGUGUAUGAAUUUGUCAGGCCAACAUUCUGCUCAGCUUAUUGUGCAGAAAUUAUCAUCGCAAACACAAGCUCAAAUAUCUCAGGACCAUUUUAUCAAUUUGGAGCUGGAGACACAGAGAAUGAUCGUUCUGAUGAUGGGAGUUCACCAGUGAUCUACCUUUUGCAACCGUUUAAAUUUUUUGGACAGAUAUACAACCAACUAUAUGUCAACAACAAUGGAUACUUGACAUUUGAUUGGUCAUGGUACAGCUACUAUCCAUACCAGUUCCCAGGUUAUAGUGAUAUAGACCUCAUCGCUCCAUUCUGGACAGAUGUUGAUAACCGGGGCAAUGGUGUUAUUUCAUAUCGUCAGUACACGUCUGGCAGUGUCCUUACAGAUGCCACACAAGACAUUAACCAAUACUUCCCUGACCUGAGCUUUUCUGCUACUUGGGUCUUUGUAGCAACAUGGGACAGAGUUGCAUAUUAUUCAUAUUCAGGAACCGAAACAUCUUUCCAGGUGGUUUUGAUUUCAGAUGGCCAUUUCUCUUUUGUUUUGUUUAAUUAUGGAACAAUCGCUCCAACUCAUAGAUAUGUACAGGUGUGCACCUACAUGACUAGUUGAAACUAUUCCAAUUUACUAACUGAAAUAGAAAUGAAAACAUUUACUUUUGUUCACUUAUUGUAGGCUGGUUAUGACACCAUCAGCUCUGCAUACCACUUUUCAAUUACUGAAUCACUACAGCAUAACAUCACAAACUUGACAUACAGCAGCAAUGUCAAUGUGCCAGGCAGAUGGGUCUUCAGAACAGACCAAGGGUCACGAGGUUGUCAGUUUAAUGGUGUUCCAGUGCAGCUCGGAGACUCUUUCUGGAGCGAUGCAAACUGCCAGCAGAGAUGCACCUGCACCAGAAGCGGCCUCCAGUGUACCAAUGAGCCCUGCAGUUACUCCCAAGCCUGUCGUCCAGCAGCCUUCCAAUACUCUUGCCAGACCAUUCCUCGGCAAACCUGUACCAUCUCUGGUGAUCCUCACUACUACACUUUUGACUAUCAGGUUUUUCACUUUCAAGGGACCUGCACUUAUGUUCUAUCUGAGUCUUGUGGCAACAGUUUGCCAUACUAUCGCAUUGAGGGCAAAAAUGAGCAUCGGGGCAGCACGCAUGUGUCAUGGACACGAAUGGUCAGGGUGUUUGUCUACGAUGAAGUAAUUGAACUGGUCAAGGAUCACUAUUAUGAAGCAAGGGUUAAUGGAAGCUUUACAGCAACACCAUUCACCCUUCACAAUGGCUCCAUCCAGGUUUAUCAGUCAGGUUUUUCCGUGGCCAUCAGCACAGACUUUGGUCUACUUGUUACAUAUAAUGCAUACAGCUACGUUAGCAUCUCUGUACCUUAUGACUAUUUUACUUUCACCUGCGGACUGUGUGGAAACUUUAAUUUGCAUCCUGAAGAUGAUUUCCGUUCACCCAGUGGUGAAGUCUUGAGCUCAGAUGUGGACUUUGCCAAUAGUUGGAAAGUAGACAGUGACACAGAUCCUGAGUGUCAUAAUGUCAGGUGCACAGGUCUUGCUUGUGCUGUUUGUACCUCAGAUGAAAUGGCUUUAUACAGUGACAGCAACCACUGUGGAAUCCUGGAAGAUGUUUCUGGCCCUUUUGCCAAUUGCCACUCUGUGCAUGCGCCACAGACCUACAAAGAGAACUGUGUGUAUGACCUUUGCUUGGGAGGAGGGUACCAGCCCAUUCUGUGCCAGGCUCUCAAUGUGUACGCUACUCAGUGCCAACAGCAGGGUGUACAACUUGGUCAAUGGAGACAGCGGGGCUUCUGUGAAAUUCAAUGCCCUGAACACAGUCAUUUUGAGCCUCAAGGAACAGGCUGUCCUGCGACUUGCAGUUAUCCAUCUGCCCCAAUGAAUUGUCCCUUGCCCAGUCAGGAAAGCUGUAUCUGUGAUCCUGGGUACAUCCUGAGUGCUGGAGCGUGUGUGCCUGAAGCAAACUGUGGCUGCAGUUUUGAGGGUUUCUAUUACACAGAAGGACAGUCAGUGGUGUUGGAUGGUGACUGUGGGAGACAGUGUGUGUGCAGCAGCAUGUCGAUGACCUGCCAUCAGCACCAGUGUGGUCCAGCAGAGGUGUGUAGAGUCCAUGAUGGUGUGAGAGGCUGCAGACCCACCGGCUAUGCUACCUGCUCAGUUGAAGACCUCGGGUCAUAUCACACCUUCGAUGGACUAAGUUUCAGAUAUCAGGGAGCUUGUGGACUGACCCUUGCUAGGGUUAUGGGACCGUCCCUGCAACCACACUUUGCAUUGACGGUGGAGAAAGUACCCAGAGGCCUUCAAGACUUUUCCAGGUUCCUGAAGUUUGAGGCGGAAGGAAUUCAGGUCUCCAUCGAAAUGGGAGAGGGCAGCAAUGUAAAGGUGGAUGGACAGAUGGUUGGUCUGCCUGUCAGUGUCGGCUCUGGUCGAAUCCACAUUUAUCACAGCAGUGUGAGGGGUUUUGUCUUGGAAACAAACUUUGGGGUGACUGUCAGAGCCGACUGGCCACACAUUGUCCGAAUUACGGCACCAAGCACAUAUAGUGGUACACUUGGAGGUCUGUGUGGGAACUUCAAUGGAGACAUUGCCGAUGAGUUUUACACUCCAGAUGCAGUCCUGUUAAAUGACACUCAGCUGUUUGCGGACAGCUGGCGUGAUGGUUCCCUAUCAGCCCACUGUGAAGACCCAAAUGACAGCUGGGAACCAGGACAUUAUCAGAACAGCAGUCAGUUCAUUGAACAUUGUAGUAUCAUGACUAAGUAUGAUGGACCAUUUGCUGAGUGCAGCAGAGCAAUAGAUCCUCAGCAACGCAUUGCAGAUUGUGUUCAGCUGCUGGAGCAGACACAAGGUGCCAGAGAGGCUCUAUGUGAGGCCCUGCGAGGUUACAUGCUACUUUGCCAACAGAAUGGCAUUGCAGUCGAAGAGUGGAGGAGUGCCACCCACUGUGAUCCAAGCUGUCCAGCUGAUACUCAUUAUGAAGUAUGUGGCACAUCCUGUCCUGCUUCCUGUCCCAGCCUCUCCUUCCCAUUUCAGUGCACAUUGCAGUGCCAGGAGGGAUGCCAGUGUAAUGAUGGUAAUGUGUUGAAUGGAGAUCGUUGUGUGCCUCCCGUGGGUUGUGGUUGCCUCCACUCUGGGCGUUAUCGGCAGGCUGGAGAGACGUUCUGGCAUGGUGAAGAGUGCCAGUACUUGUGUGUUUGUGAUGGAAUCACUGGAAAUGUUCAUUGCACACAAUCUUCUUGCAGUGAGGGGGAGGUCUGCCAUGUGUUGGAUGGCGAGUACGGCUGCCAUCCUCAGCCGCAUGCUCGUUGCUCUGCUUCAGGAGACCCCCACUACAUGUCUUUUGAUGGCACCUACUUUGACUUCCAGGGCACAUGCCGCUAUGUGCUAGCCACAGUAUGUAAUGACACUACUGGCCUUCCGCACUUCCAGGUGGAUGCAAGGAAUGAGGCAUGGCAUGGACUCUCAGUAGCAAUUACUGUAGAAGUUUUUGUCAAUGUCUCUGGGCAUCUUGUGCACAUGUCACAAGACAUGAAUGGUCAUUCUACUGUUGAGGUUGAUGGAGAGACCAGAAACCUCCCAAUCCUGCUUGACUCUGGACGGGUGUCUGUGUACUCCAGUGCACAGUACAUAUUUGUAUCAACUAACUUUGGUUUGAGCGUGAGUUAUGGUGGUUCAUGGACAUUGAACAUCAUCAUACCAGCGAACUACAGUGGGGUUACGUGUGGCAUCUGUGGCAACUUCAACGGCCAGAGUAAUGAUGACUUCAUGACUCCUUCAGGUGCUCUGGUGCGCUCAGCAGACCAGUUUGGAGCAAGUUGGAAGGUCGAGGACGAGCUGCCAUGCAAUGAUGGGUGUGGAAACAAUUGUCCUUUGUGCCAGGAUCAGACAACUGCCCGUUCUGUGUGUGACAUCAUCAGGUCCAGUCAAGGCCCCUUUAGUUUCUGCCAUGUUUCUGUAGAUCCCCAAGCCUACUUUGAAGACUGUGUGUUCGAUGUGUGUCUUUCUGGAAACCGUAAUGAUGUCCUGUGUCGCUCAAUCCAAACCUAUGCAAUUGCCUGUCAAUCUAACAAUGUCGUUAUAUAUCCCUGGAGAGAAAUCGCAUCAUGUGUCAUAACCUGCCCAGAGAACAGCCACUAUGAGUUGUGUGGCACAGACUGUGGUCAUACUUGCUCCAGCAACAUUGAUGCUAGUUGUGAACACACAUGCUCAGAGGGAUGCUUCUGUGAUGAUGGGUUGGUGAGGAGUGGAGGACUCUGUGUAUCAGUGGAGCAAUGUGGCUGCUUGUAUGAUGGAUUUUACUUUAAUGUUGGUGAGCAAUUCUGGAAUCUAGAAUGUUCCCAACACUGUGAGUGUUUUGCUCCAAAUGAUCUGCGCUGCUCUGCUUCCUACUGCCAACCUACUAUGUUGUGUAUGGUCAGAAAUGGACGCCGUGACUGCUACGAAGAGAGUACCACAUACAUGACCACCACCAUAUUAAGCCGUUCCUCAGAGCAGAGUACCGUUAACAUGACCACCAACAGACCAAUCCCCCCAGCGGUGUUUUAUCCAUUUGGAGCUGGAGACAUAGAGAAUUAUCAUUCUGAUGAUGGAAGUUCAUCUGUGAUCUACCUUCUGCAACAAUUCAUAUUUUUUGGACAAACAUAUAGUCAAAUAUAUGUCAACAACAAUGGACACUUGACUUUUGAUGGAUCAUUUUCCAGCUACACUCCAUAUCAGUUCCCAGGUUAUGGUGGAAUUGACCUCAUCGCUCCAUUCUGGACAGAUAUUGAUAACCGGGGCAAUGGUGUUAUUUCAUAUCGUCAGUACACGUCUGGCAGCGUCCUUACAGAUGCCACACAAGACAUUAACCAAUACUUCCCUGACCUGAGCUUUUCUGCAACUUGGGUCUUUGUAGCAACAUGGGACAGAGUUGCAUAUUAUCCAUAUUCAGGAACAGAAACAUCUUUCCAAGUGGUUUUGAUUUCCGAUGGCCAUUACACAUUUAUUUUGAUGAAUUAUGGAACAAUUGCUCCAAAACGUUAUGUACAGGCUGGUUAUGACACCAUCAACUCCAGAUACCAUUUCUCAAUUCCUGGAUCAUUCUCGGAUUACAUCACAAACUUGACAUACAGCAGCAAUGUCAAUGUUCCAGGCAGAUGGGCUCUUAGGACAGAUCAUGGAUCACGGGGUUGUCAGUUUAAUGGUGUUCCAGUGCAGCUCGGAGACUCUUUCUGGAGCGAUGCAAACUGCCAGCAGAGAUGCACCUGCACCAGAAGCGGCCUCCAGUGUACCAAUGAGCCCUGCAGUUACUCCCAAGCCUGUCGUCCAGCAGCCUUCCAAUACUCUUGCCAGACCAUUCCUCGGCAAACCUGUACCAUCUCUGGUGAUCCUCACUACUACACUUUUGACUAUCAGGUUUUUCACUUUCAAGGGACCUGCACUUAUGUUCUAUCUGAGUCUUGUGGCAACAGUUUGCCAUACUAUCGCAUUGAGGGCAAAAAUGAGCAUCGGGGCAGCACGCAUGUGUCAUGGACACGAAUGGUCAGGGUGUUUGUCUACGAUGAAGUAAUUGAACUGGUCAAGGAUCACAAUUAUGAAGCAAGGGUUAAUGGAAGCUUUGCAGCAACACCAUUCACCCUUCACAAUGGCUCCAUCCAGGUUUAUCAGUCAGGUUUUUCCGUGGCCAUCAGCACAGACUUUGGUCUACUUGUUACAUAUGAUGCAUACAGCUACGUUAGCAUCUCUGUACCACAUGAUUAUUUUAAUUCCACAUGUGGUCUGUGUGGAAACUUUAACCUGCAUCCUGAAGAUGAUUUACGUUCACCCAGUGGUGAAGUCUUGAGCUCAGAUGUGGACUUUGCUAAUAGUUGGAAAGUAGACAGUGACACAGAUCCUGAGUGUCAUAAUGUCAGGUGCACAGGUCUUGCUUGUGCUGUUUGUACCUCAGAUGAAAUGGCUUUAUACAGUGACAGCAACCACUGUGGAAUCCUGGAAGAUGUUUUUGGCCCUUUUGCCAAUUGCCACUCUGUGCAUGCGCCACAGACCUACAAAGAGAACUGUGUGUAUGACCUUUGCUUGGGAGGAGGGUACCAGCCCAUUCUGUGCCAGGCUCUCAAUGUGUACGCUACUCAGUGCCAACAGCAGGGUGUACAACUUGGUCAAUGGAGACAGCAGGGCUUCUGUGAAAUUCAAUGCCCUGAACACAGUCAUUUUGAGCCUCAAGGAACAGGCUGUCCUGCAACUUGCAGUUAUCCAUCUGCCCCAAUGAAUUGUCCCUUGCCCAGUCAGGAAAGCUGUAUCUGUGAUCCUGGGUACAUCCUGAGUGCUGGAGCGUGUGUGCCUGAAGCAAACUGUGGCUGCAGUUUUGAGGGUUUCUAUUACACAGAAGGACAGUCAGUGGUGUUGGAUGGUGACUGUGGGAGACAGUGUGUGUGCAGCAGCAUGUCGAUGACCUGCCAUCAGCACCAGUGUGGUCCAGCAGAGGUGUGUAGAGUCCAUGAUGGUGUGAGAGGCUGCAGACCCACCGGCUAUGCUACCUGCUCAGUUGAAGACCUCGGGUCAUAUCACACCUUCGAUGGACUAAGUUUCAGAUAUCAGGGAGCUUGCGGACUGACCCUUGCUAGGGUUAUGGGACCGUCCCUGCAACCACACUUUGCGUUGACGGUGGAGAAAGUACCCAGAGGCCUUCAAGACUUUUCCAGGUUCCUGAAAUUUGAGGCAGAAGGAAUUCAGGUCUCCAUCAAAUUGGGAGAGGGCAGCAAUGUAAAGGUGGAUGGACAGAUGGUUGGUCUGCCUGUCAGUGUCGGCUCUGGUCGAAUCCACAUUUAUCACAGCAGUGUGAGGGGUUUUGUCUUGGAAACAAACUUUGGGGUGACUGUCAGAGCCGACUGGCCACACAUUGUCCGAAUUACGGCACCAAGCACAUAUAGUGGCACACUUGGAGGUCUGUGUGGGAACUUUAAUGGAGACAUUGCAGAUGAGUUUUACACUCCAGAUGCAGUCCUGUUAAAUGACACUCAGCUGUUUGCGGACAGCUGGCGUGAUGGUUCCCUAUCAGCCCACUGCGAAGACCCAAAUGACAGCUGGGAACCAGGACAUUAUCAGAACAGCAGUCAGUUCAUUGAACAUUGUAGUAUCAUGACUAAGUAUGAUGGACCAUUUGCUGAGUGCAGCAGAGCAAUAGAUCCUCAGCAACGCAUUGCAGACUGUGUUCAGCUGCUGGAGCAGACACAAGGUGCCAGAGAGGCUCUAUGUGAGGCCCUGCGAGGUUACAUGCUACUUUGCCAACAGAAUGGCAUUGCAGUCGAAGAGUGGAGGAGUGCCACCCACUGUGAUCCAAGCUGUCCAGCUGAUACUCAUUAUGAAGUAUGUGGCACAUCCUGUCCUGCUUCCUGUCCCAGCCUCUCCUUCCCAUUUCAGUGCACAUUGCAGUGCCAGGAGGGAUGCCAGUGUAAUGAUGGUAAUGUGUUGAAUGGAGAUCGUUGUGUGCCUCCCGUGGGUUGUGGUUGCCUCCACUCUGGGCGUUAUCGGCAGGCUGGAGAGACGUUCUGGCAUGGUGAAGAGUGCCAGUACUUGUGUGUUUGUGAUGGAAUCACUGGAAAUGUUCAUUGCACACAAUCUUCUUGCAGUGAGGGGGAGGUCUGCCAUGUGUUGGAUGGCGAGUACGGCUGCCAUCCUCAGCCGCAUGCUCGUUGCUCUGCUUCAGGAGACCCCCACUACAUGUCUUUUGAUGGCACCUACUUUGACUUCCAGGGCACAUGCCGCUAUGUGCUAGCCACAGUAUGUAAUGACACUAAUGGCCUUCCGCACUUCCAAGUGGAUGCAAGGAAUGAGGCAUGGCAUGGACUCUCAGUAGCAAUUACUGUAGAAGUUUUUGUCAAUGUCUCUGGGCAUCUUGUGCACAUGUCACAAGACAUGAAUGGUCAUUCUACUGUUGAGGUUGAUGGAGAGACCAGAAACCUCCCAAUCCUGCUUGACUCUGGACGGGUGUCUGUGUACUCCAGUGCACAGUACAUAUUUGUAUCAACUAACUUUGGUUUGAGCGUGAGUUAUGGUGGUUCAUGGACAUUGAACAUCAUCAUACCAGCGAACUACAGUGGGGUUACGUGUGGCAUCUGUGGCAACUUCAACGGCCAGAGUAAUGAUGACUUCAUGACUCCUUCAGGUGCUCUGGUGCGCUCAGCAGACCAGUUUGGAGCAAGUUGGAAGGUCGAGGACGAGCUGCCAUGCAAUGAUGGGUGUGGAAACAAUUGUCCUUUGUGCCAGGAUCAGACAACUGCCCGUUCUGUGUGUGACAUCAUCAGGUCCAGUCAAGGCCCCUUUAGUUUCUGCCAUGUUUCUGUAGAUCCCCAAGCCUACUUUGAAGACUGUGUGUUCGAUGUGUGUCUUUCUGGAAACCGUAAUGAUGUCCUGUGUCGCUCAAUCCAAACCUAUGCAAUUGCCUGUCAAUCUAACAAUGUCGUUAUAUAUCCCUGGAGAGAAAUCGCAUCAUGUGUCAUAACCUGCCCAGAGAACAGCCACUAUGAGUUGUGUGGCACAGACUGUGGUCAUACUUGCUCCAGCAACAUUGAUGCUAGUUGUGAACACACAUUCUCAGAGGGAUGCUUCUGUGAUGAUGGGUUGGUGAGGAGUGGAGGACUCUGUGUAUCAGUGGAGCAAUGUGGCUGCUCGCAUCACGGAUUCUACUUUAAUGUUGGUGAACAAUUCCGAGAUGAAGAAUGUUCCCAACUCUGUGAAUGUUUUGCGCCAAAUGAUUUGCGCUGCUCUUAUUCAUCAUGCCCAUCAACAAUGGAGUGUACGGUCAGAAAUGGACUUCGUGGCUGUUAUGAAGAGAGCACUACACACAUUAUCACCACCUCAUCAACCCUUCCCUCAGAAGAGAGCACCACCUACAUGACCACCACCAGAUCAACUAUUCCCUCAAGAGACCCCUGUCAAGAGCUCAGCUGCACUGAGAUUGAACGGUGUGAAGAGAAACACGGUGUUUACGGCUGUUCCUGCAUGGAAAACCAUCACAGAUCUCAGCAUGACUCCUUUGAUUUCACUGAAACCUGUGAAAGCAGCUCUGGCUCCAUGUCUCUGUCUCGCUGUCAGCUUUUUGAGGCUGGUUUUCCUUCCGACAUCUUACACCUCAAUGACCCCAGCUGCAGAGGAACUGUCCAGAAUGGCAGAGUGGAGUUCUAUUUUGACAACAAUGAACACAUCUGUGGCACAAAUCUUGUGGCCAAUGGCACCCACUUCAUCUAUGAGAACUUUAUUGUGGGGGAGCCAAACUUAGUUGGGCAACUCAUCAGCAGGAAGAAAAUUCUGAAGCUUUCUUUCAGCUGUGUUUACUCACAAACCCAAACACUUUCCAUGGACAUCAACCCUCUGGAGAGCUCUUUGCACGUGAACCUUCCUGCUGGUCAAGGGACAUAUCGGGUCAGGAUGAUUCCAUAUCAGGAUGCUGAAUUCUCCAACCCCUUCGCUGGUAGUGUGAGCGCAGAGCUGAGCAAGCGGAUUUUUGUGGAAGUUCGUGUUGAUGGAGUCGACAGCCGUCAGUUUGCUUCAGUGAUCGACACAUGUUGGGCUACACCUGUGAACGAUCCUCAUUACCCUCUCCGCUGGGACCUAAUAGUUGACAGGUGUCCCAAUCCUAAUGAUGAUACAGUGCAGUUGCUGCAAAAUGGUGUUUCUACAUCCAGCCGUUUCUCCUUCGAGAUGUUUAUCUUCACUGCAGACUCCACCAAGGUUUACGUGCACUGCGCUAUUCACCUUUGCCUUCUGACAGACAAUCACUGCUCAGUGCACUGUGACUCUGAACACCAUAGAGUGGGUAGAUCUGUGGAUUUUCAUGACAGUAAUUCCAUAUCCAUUGGUCCAUUGAUAUGGUCUGACAGUAACAAAGAUUCACCGAUGCCACGACGAGUGCUAGCAUCCAGGGCUCCAUCUCUGUUGGAUGGAGACCCCUGUCAUGAGCUCAACUGCACUGAGAUUGAACGGUGUGAAGAGAAACAUGGUGUUUACGGCUGUUCCUGCAUGGAAAACCAUCACAGAUCUCUGAAUGACUCCUUUGAUUUAAUUGAAACCUGUGAAAGUAGCUCUGGCUCCAUGUCUCUGUCUCGCUGUCAGCUUUUUGAGGCUGGUUUUCCUUCCGACAUCUUACACCUCAAUGACCCCAACUGCAGAGGAACAGUCCAGAAUGGCAGAGUGGAGUUCUAUUUUGACAACAAUGAACACGUCUGUGGCACAAAUCUUGUGGCCAAUGGCACCCAUUUCAUCUAUAAGAACGUUAUUGUGGGAGAGACAAACUCAUCUGGACACCUCAUCAGCAGGGAAAUAAUUCUCAAGCUUCCUUUUAGCUGUGUUUACUUACAAACCCAAACAAUCUCCAUGAACAUCAACCCUCUGGAGAGUGCUGUGCACAUGACCCUUCCUGCUGGUCAAGGUACAUAUCGGGUCAGGAUGAUUCCAUAUCGGGAUGCUGAAUUCUCUCACCCCUUCGCUGGUAGUGUGAACGCAGAGCUGAAAGAACAGAUUUUUGUGGAAGUUCAUGCUGAUGGAGUUGACAGCCAUCAGUUUGCUUCAGUGAUUGACACAUGUUGGGCUACACCUGUGAACGAUCCUCAUUACCCUCUCCGCUGGGACCUCAUCACUAACAUGUGUCCCAGUCCAAAUGACAAAGUGGAGCUUCUGCAGAAUGGUGUUUCUACAUCCAGCCGUUUCUCCUUCAGCAUGUUUAUCUUUGUUUCAAACUCCACAAAGAUUUACCUGCACUGCGCAAUUCACCUUUGCCUUCUGACAGACAAUCACUGCUCAGUGCGCUGUGACUCUGAACACCAUCACAGAGAGGUCAGAUCUCUGGACUUCCGUGACAGUACUUCCUUAUCUGUGGGUCCUUUGAUGUGGUCUGAUGGUAACAAAGGUGUGCAGGUCUCAAACCAAGUGUGGGUGUCUAGGGCUCCAAGUCUGUAUUCUUCUAUGAUGAUAUUACUCAUUUCUAUGAUAAGUGUUCUUCUAGACUUUUCCAAUUAAAUAAACAUUUUAAGGACUCUCCCUGUAACCUGUGUUUGAUUAAUUCGGCACUGGUGACAUAUUCACUUUACUGUAUGUAAUCUGAACCUCAUGUUAACAAUUUCAGUUUGCAGACAUUGCUGAACUGUUUAUUCUGAUAAAUGUAACUAGUACUCUUAU